Messenger RNA from Epinephelus fuscoguttatus (brown-marbled grouper), 1812 nucleotides. RefSeq names its product polymeric immunoglobulin receptor-like. Bases 277 to 1632 code for a protein of 451 amino acids. NCBI's taxonomy places the organism in Eukaryota, Metazoa, Chordata, Actinopteri, Perciformes, Serranidae. The record is from RefSeq and is a predicted model, not a curated record. The transcript is spliced from 8 exons.
UUAAUGAAGAAUGUUUGCCUUUUCUGGAUUCUUCGUUCAACGUGGUGGUCUGAGAGAAAAACAAAAUUUUCUUGACAAGUUCAAGAAGAGGAAGAAAAGAGGGAAGGAAAGACAGAGAGGUAGGGGCGAGAAGAUUUUAGUUAACAUACAACAGGAAUUAAGAAACACAACUCCUGAGACCGACCAACUGUGGAGACACACCGAGCAGAGGAAACUGAAAUAACCAGCUGGUGUUUAAUAAUCUGACGGAGAAACUCAGAGUCCGACACCGACAUAAUGAAGAGCUUUCUCCUACUCCUCCUCUCACUGAUGACAGGUUGUGAGGCCUCAUCUGAAGUGAAAGCGUGUCCAGAAGGAUGGGUUGAAUUCUUUUUCAAAUAUCCUGAAACAGAUAAAAGAAAUCAAAGUGUUGACAUACUGAGGGUGGCCACUCAACAACUUGAACAUGAGGACUUUAGGGAGUGCAAGUGUAAAUUUGACCAAGAUUGUGACUCAUCCGAUGACAAUGACGACGACGACGACGACGACGACGACGGUAAAGUCAAAUUUCACCCUGUUGACGACUGCCAGAAGCCAUUUACCCACACUGCGUACAGAACAGCUAAAACCACCAUCACAUGUGAUGUCCCACGAAAGAAAGACAAAGCCAUAGUCAAGUUUUUCUGCAUAGAGAGCGGUUCCAUCUGCGAGGUUGUUUUAUCAACAAGAUCGUCUCUGCGGUCAAACGGGACAUUCACUCUCACAGAAACCAACAGUGGCUUCAACAUAUCCAUCACUAAUGUGUCCUCACAGCAUGCUGGUGUCUACUGGUGUGGAGUGGAAUCAAAUGAAAGAAGGUACCGAGCUGCACUCAAAAAAAUACAACUUCAGGUAGAAGAUAUUACUAACUCGACAAGAUCUCUAACUACUGGACAGACUUUUAUAUACCAAUGUGUGUAUCCAAAUGGUGCGCCUAUUAAGAAAAUCCUCUGUAAAGGAGAAGAUCCAUCUAUAUGUGAACCUCUAGUGAACUCCAUACAGCGGGGCAAAAACACUGAGAGGUUUUCCAUACAGGACAACAAAAAUGAAGAAAUCACCAUAACUAUGAGACAAUUAACAACAGAAGACUCUGGAACAUACUGGUGUGGAGCACAGAACACUGACAAAUCCAAAAGCAACCCAUUCUUCCACAAACUUGUGAUGACAGUCGGUGAAUGUUCACAUUAUUUAUGGUUUGGAGCAGGUGGCUCUUGGUUAAGUGUCAUCAUUCCUGUAGUCGUCUGUGUAGCUCUGCUCAUGCUUAUUUUGGUCUUCGUCUACAAACGAUUUCAGCGUAUAAAAAACACAAGAAAGGCAGAGGCACAGAACAACAAGGAUCCUGCCUAUGAGGAGAUACAGGAGCACCCCCAGAUGCCAGGCUCAGGAACUGCACUUAAAUCAAUUUAUGUCACUGCUAACGCUCCCACAAACCCCUCUGCUUCACAGUAUUACUCCACCAUCAACUUUAACAGCAGCUCUGGUGAAGUCAGUGGUGACACAUAUUCCACUGUGAGGGACAACCAACAAUUUCCCACCUACUCGACUGUCAAUUACCCAUCCAUACUUCCUGAAGACUCUUUCUAUUCUACUGUCAACAACCCACAGCAGCACUGACACAAGUACUUUCAUUUUCUUAAGGAGUCACUAUAUUGAUCCCUUUUGUUUGAUUCAGGGUCACAGAAAUGUUUAUACAGACAUUUAAGGACUUUCAAGUACUUUUUCAAGCACUUUUUUCAUUUUCAAGGACUCAAUACAAAUAUUUGAUUUUUAAAUUUUCAUUAAAUUGUCAUCACA